AGAGGUGGCCUGGCUACGGCACUACAUCCAGCAUUGCAAGAUGAUUCUCUCUUGCUUGCGAGCAAGAAGCGAAGUGCCAAGUCACGCUUUGCUACAACUAUGGCGAAUCAGAAACCGCAGGAGCCUACACAGGUCCCGAAACGCAAGCAGCUUGAGCUGCUCAAUGGGGUAGAAGGCUUCAGCGACACGACAAAGAAUCCUUAUUAUGAUGCGAAGCUUGGUGGCAGAGAUCUCAGCCGACCCGUGAAUCGACGUGCCAAAGUGCUCCAGUUCAACCCGCAUGGCAAGUUCAUUGAGCAGGCGAAUGAAAUCAGGCGUGAGCAGGAGCUCAAGGCCAUACGUGCUCAACAGGCUGCUGAAGCGCGUAAAGCUGGUUUGGAAGACGACUUUGAUAUGUCGAGCAGACUCAUUAAGAAGCCUGAACCACCCGUGGUCGAGUGGUGGGAUAAGCCUUUCCUACAGGAAGCCACGGAUCAAUCGACAGAGCCACUGCUGAAUGAGAGUGCCGUUACUAACAUGGUACAACACCCCAUUCCAAUUCCAGCACCGGUAGACUUGAAUGCGCCUGAGCCAAAGGGCAUCAUGUAUACGAAGCGCGAGCACAAGAAGAUGCGUAAUCAGGAUCGUACUGCGAAGCGAAAGGAUACGCAGGACAAGCAACGUCUAGGUCUCAUUCCGCCUGAGCCACCAAAAGUGAAGCUCAGCAACAUGAUGACUCUGUAUGCUGAAGAAGCAGCACUCGAUCCCACCAAGAUGGAGCAAAAGGUGCGGGCGCAGAUGGCAGAGCGCAGAGAUCGUCAUGAACGGGAUAACAUCGAGCGUAUGUUGACGAAGGAGGAAAAAGCAGAAAAGGCGCGCAUCAAGCUUGAGGAGGAUGCAGCUCGCGGUAUCCACGGAUGUGCAUGGCGUGUUGAGACACUUGCGAGCCGCUAUGUGCGUAAGCGGAUUGACGACAACGCACACCAGUGCGCCUUGACGGGCGUGGUGGUGCUAAACCCGAGAUUCAACCUGGUGUACAUCGAAGGCGGCCAGAAGAGUGUUAAGUUUUUCCAAAAGCUUAUGGAGAACCGAAUUGCAUGGACAGAGCCACCGCGGAAUGCGAUGCAAGUCGAUGACAAUGAGGACGAUCCCGAACGCCCGGACUAUGAGAACAAUCGAUGCACAAGGAUCUGGGAGGGCGAACUGAAGACACGAACACGUCGGGCGUUUCUGUACAAAAAGUGUCCGACUGAUGUCGAGGUGAAGGAUGCACUGCGAGAU
Messenger RNA from Protomyces lactucae-debilis, 1260 nucleotides. Its product is annotated as pre-mRNA processing factor 3-domain-containing protein. The transcript has a single exon. The annotation marks the transcript as partial. Lineage: Eukaryota; Fungi; Ascomycota; Taphrinomycetes; Taphrinales; Protomycetaceae. The record is from RefSeq and is a predicted model, not a curated record. Gene Ontology annotation, biological process: mRNA splicing, via spliceosome. Gene Ontology annotation, cellular component: U4/U6 x U5 tri-snRNP complex.